AGGGGCAUUAUAGCUGUGCCUAGGGAGGGGAGUCUGCUUGGGGACUCCUGUCCCUUCUGGAUCUUCCUCUUACUCUGUGGAUGAGUGCCUGAGCCCCCAGGACUUCCCCUGAGCUGGGUGCUGGGGUAGAGAUGGCAGAGGCAGAAGCAGAAGCAGUGCAGCUGAAGGAGGAAGGGAACCGGCAUUUCCAGCUCCAGGACUACAAGGCUGCAGCAAAGAGCUACAGUCAGGCCCUGAAGCUGACCAAGGACAAGGCCCUGCUGGCCACGCUCUAUCGGAACCGGGCGGCCUGCAGCCUGAGAACGGAGAGCUACGUGCAGGCAGCUUCAGAUGCCUCGAGAGCCAUCGACAUCAGCUCCUCAGACAUCAAGGCUCUGUAUCGACGAUGCCAGGCCCUAGAGCACCUGGGGAAGUUGGACCUGGCCUUCAAGGAUGUACAGCGCUGUGUCACCCUCGAACCACGGAACCAGAGCUUCCAGGAGACGCUGAGGAGGCUCAACACCACCAUCCAGGAGAAACUCUGUGUGCAGUUUUCUACAGACUCGAGGGUACACAAAAUGUUUGAGAUCCUCCUGGAUGAAAACAGCGAAGCUGAUAAACUGGAGAAAGCAGCCAACAAUCUCAUUGUCCUAGGCCGUGAGGAAGCAGGGGCUGAGAGAAUCUUCCAGAACAAUGGAGUGGCCCUGUUGCUGCAGCUUGUGAACACAAAGAGGCCUGAGCUGGUGCUGGCUGCAGUACGGACCCUGUCGGGCAUGUGCAGUGACCACCAAGCUAGGACCACAGCCAUUCUCCAUGCAGUCCGGACAGAGCGGCUCUGUAGCCUCAUGGCCCUGGAGGAUGAGGAGCUGUCUCUGGCUGUCUGCAACCUGCUCCAGGCCAUCAUCGAAUCUCUUUCUGGAGAGGACAAGCGAGAGCACCGAGGGGAGGAGGAGGCCCUGGUUCUGGACACCAAGAAGGAUCUGAAGCAGAUCACCAGCCACCUGCUUGACAUGCUGGUCAGUAAGAAGGUGUCUGGCCAGGGCAGGGAUCAGGCCCUGAACCUGCUCAACAAGAACAUCCCCAGGAAGGACCUUGCCAUUCAUGACAACUCACGAACCAUCUAUGUGGUGGAUAACGGUCUGAGAAAGAUCCUGAAGGUGGUGGGGCAGGUUCCAGGUCUGCCAUCCUGCCUGCCCCUGACGGACAACACCCUCAUGCUGGCCUCUAUCCUUAUCAACAAGCUCUACAACGACCUGCGCUGUGAUCCAGAGCGCGAUCACUUCCGUAAGAUCUGCGAGGAGUACAUCACGGGCAAGUUUGACCCCCAGGACAUGGACAAGAAUGUGAUCGCCAUCCAGACAGUGUCAGGAAUCCUGCAAGGCCCCUUUGACCUGGGCAAUCAGCUGCUGGGACAGAAAGGCGUGAUGGAGAUGAUGGUUGCGCUGUGUGGCUCCGAGCGUGAGGCAGACCAGCUGGUGGCUGUGGAGGCCCUCAUCCAUGCCUCCACCAAGCUCAGCCGCGCCACCUUCAUCAUCACCAAUGGCGUGUCACUGCUCAAGGAGAUCUACAAGACCACCAAAAACGAGAGGAUCAAGGUCCGCACACUGGUGGGACUCUGUAAACUCGGCUCUGCGGGAGGCACGGAUUACAGUCUCAGGCAGUUUGCUGAAGGGUCGACAGAGAAGCUGGCCAAACAGUGUCGCAAGUGGCUGUGCAAUGAGUCCAUAGACACCCGGACCCGGAGAUGGGCAGCAGAGGGCCUGGCCUACCUCACUCUGGAUGCUGACGUGAAGGACGACUUUGUCCAGGACAUCCCUGCUCUGCAGGCCAUGUUUGAACUGGCCAAGACCACUGACAAGACCAUCCUGUACUCGGUGGCCACCACCCUGGUAAACUGCACCAACAGCUAUGAUGUCAAGGAGGUCAUCCCUGAGCUGGUGCAGCUCGCCAAGUUCUCCAAGCAGCACGUGCCUGAGGAGCACCCUAAGGACAAGAAGGACUUUAUAGACAUGCGGGUGAAGCGGCUGCUGAAGGCUGGCGUCAUCUCUGCACUGGCCUGCAUGGUGAAAGCAGACAGCGCCAUACUCACCAACCAGACCAAAGAGUUGCUGGCCAGGGUAUUCCUGGCAUUGUGUGACAACCCAAAAGACCGAGGAACCAUUGUGGCUCAAGGUGGUGGCAAGGCGCUGAUUCCCCUGGCUUUGGAGGGCACAGACGUGGGCAAGGUGAAGGCAGCCCACGCCCUGGCAAAGAUCGCUGCAGUCUCCAAUCCGGACACCGCCUUUCCCGGGGAGCGGGUGUAUGAGGUGGUGCGGCCCCUCGUGAGCCUCCUGGACACACAGAGGGACGGCAUCCAGAACUACGAGGCUCUCCUAGGCCUCACCAACCUGUCCGGGCGGAGUGAUAAACUGCGGCAGAAGAUCUUUAAGGAGAAGGCCUUGCCAAACAUUGAGAACUACAUGUUUGAGAAUCAUGACCAGUUGCGGCAGGCAGCCACGGAGUGUAUGUGCAACAUGGUGUUGAACAAGGAGGUACAGGAGAGGUUCCUGGCUGAUGGGAAUGACAGGCUGAAGCUGGUGGUGCUGCUCUGCGGGGAAGAUGACGACAAGGUGCAGAAUGCGGCUGCAGGGGCCCUGGCCAUGCUGACAGCAGCUCAUUCGAAGCUGUGCCUCAAGAUGACCCACGUGACCACUCAGUGGCUGGAGAUCCUACAGAGGCUUUGCCUGCAUGACCGGCUGUCAGUUCAGCACCGGGGCCUGGUCAUUGCCUACAACCUGCUCGCUGCUGAUGUUGAGCUGGCCAAGAAGCUGGUGGAGAGCGAGCUGCUGGAGAUCCUGACUGUGGUGGGCAAGCAAGAGCCGGACGAGAAGAAGGCAGCAGUGGUUCAGACAGCCCGGGAGUGUCUCAUCAAGUGCAUGGACUAUGGCUUCAUUAAACCAGUGUCGUAGAGGCCCAGAGGGAUGCUGGGGCUGGUUCUGAACUGUGCAGAGUCCUGAGCUGGACUCUCCCCAAGUGUCGGUUCCACUAGGGAUCAUAGCAGGGACAGUGAAGUCUCUGUGUAGGAGGAAGACUUGGUUGCUCCCUGGUUGUGAACCCUUCCCUUUGCCCUAGGAAAGUUUGGAUGUUCCAUUGUCUCUCUUGCUCCUUGUCUCAGAUCUGUCAUGGUCCAGAAAUUCCUAGAGUACCUUUCAUCUAGAAUUUGGAAGACAGAUUGGAUGAUCCUUUCUGUACCCAUUCCAAAGGCCAGGAUGAUGGGCUGAAGUGCUUUGUAUUUUAAAAAAUGGUUUGUGUGGUAAGGGUGAACCUAACAGAUGUGUGACUACAAAGGUUAGUGCUGCUGUAUCUGGAUGUGGGUCUGUGUGAUUUCCAUACUGUCACUGGCAUGGUAUUUGAAUAAAGCUGCCUAGAACUGCA
Messenger RNA from Manis pentadactyla (Chinese pangolin), 3393 nucleotides. RefSeq names its product unc-45 myosin chaperone B (gene UNC45B). The record is from RefSeq and is a predicted model, not a curated record. The coding region runs from base 132 to 2927 and encodes 931 amino acids. The transcript is spliced from 20 exons. Gene Ontology annotation, molecular function: Hsp90 protein binding. Lineage: Eukaryota; Metazoa; Chordata; Mammalia; Pholidota; Manidae.